This is a messenger RNA of Cynara cardunculus var. scolymus (artichoke), 1233 nucleotides long. RefSeq lists its product as uncharacterized. The transcript is spliced from 6 exons. Gene Ontology annotation, molecular function: S-adenosylmethionine-dependent methyltransferase activity. The coding region runs from base 240 to 1043 and encodes 267 amino acids. Lineage: Eukaryota; Viridiplantae; Streptophyta; Magnoliopsida; Asterales; Asteraceae. The record is from RefSeq and is a predicted model, not a curated record.
AAUAGAAAGGGUACAAAAAAGGAAAUGAAAAAAGGAAGCCCUUUUUCUCCUCAAAUUCACGACCCCCCCUCUCAAUCUUUCUCUCUCACAGCCCACACCAGAAGGGGAAGAGAUAAUAAACCAAGAAACUGAAAAACAAACGGUGGGUUCGCCUGAAAAUCGGCUGAAGGUGACGGAUUCAUACUCAGACUGGUCGCCGGAACAAGUCUUAAUUGUGGGUGGAGGAGGAAUUCACAAUAAUGACAUCCACGAGGCUAUUACUGUUGCCUCUCCUCACCCCCACUGCUGCUGCUACUAUCGUUGCUGCUUCUCGUCUCUCUUCUUCUUCAUCCUCCUCCUCUUCCUCCGUUUCUUUCAGGGUUUCCGGUCCACAAUUUCCCCAUACCAGGAAGUGGCUUUGUGGCAAAAGACAUCAAGGCAUUGUUAGCUUAAAGAUUGAAGAUGGGAAUGAAGUGCAUAUGUUUGGUUCUGAUGAUGAAAUUGCAACUCAAGUUCCAACCCAAGCCCAAACCAUUGUGGAGGGCUCAGGUGCAGUUCUUAUCUCGGAAUAUAAACCUGCCCCAGAUGUUGAUUACCUACAGGAGUUACUAGCAAUUCAGCAACAAGGGCCACGAGCUAUUGGCUUUUUUGGGACACGAAAUAUGGGAUUCAUGCAUCAAGAACUCAUUGAGAUUCUUAGCUAUGCUAUGGUUAUAACGAAGAAUCACAUCUUCACAUCAGGAGCUUCUGGCACAAAUGCCGCUGUAAUUAGAGGUGCACUAAGAGCCGAGCGACCAGAGUUGCUUACUGUAAUAUUGCCUCAAAGUUUGAAAAAGCAACCUCCUGAGAGCCAGGAAUUACUUUCUAAAGUAAAGAAUGUGAUUGAAAAACCGCAUAAUGAUCAUCUCCCAUUGAUUGAAGCCAGCAGGCUGUGUAACAUGGAUAUCAUAUCUCAAGUGCAGCAAGUGAUUUGCUUUGCAUUCCAUGACAGCAGAUUGCUUAUGGAGACAUGCCAAGAAGCGAAGAACCUCAGGAAGAUCGUAACCCUCUUUUACUUAGAUUAAUGGGAUGUUUUUGUGUAUGCAUCACACACUUAUUUCUGCUGAUUUUUCUUUUCAAUUAAUUGAUAUAGAGAAGUCAGUCCCUUUGCAAUUUGAUCGCUAAAAAGCGAAGCUUGUUUAUUAUAAUUAUAAUUAUUUAUUUGUUAUUGUUUUUAAACAAAAGUUACAGAUCUUGAAAGGUGUAGGAGAUACA